AUGAGCCAGACCACCGCCCCCGCGCCCCUUCCCUCCCAGCCCUCGACCCCCUCCUCGCCCCUCUCCUCUGCCCUCUCCUCUACUGUUCUCUCUGACCCCACUCCUAGAGAUACCAACCCUUCCCUACCCGAGAAGGCGGCACUGAAGCGCAUCCUCCGCUUCCUGCGCGGCCGCGCCUACCACCGCUCCCUGCGCAACACAGUGAAGCGCCUGCAGCGCACCGGGGCGAUCGAUCACUGGGACUCUUCCGUGGAGUUCAAGGACAAGGCACGCGCCCUGCAGAGGAAGUGGAUCGUGCGCGACUUCAAGCACUUUGUCACCACGGCGAUCUACCUGAUCCAGCGGGACAUGGUAAAGCGCGGCCUGAGACUGACUGACAGCGAGCACGUGGGUGUCUUCAACAUCCGCAAGUUCAUCGCCGCGAUCCUCAUCGACAACCGUCCGGAGGGCUGCUUCGAGACGCUCGGACGGCUGGAGGCGAGGGUGCAGGACGCCGCCCGCCUGAUGAUCACGACCUUCCGUGGCAUCUGCCGCAUCCACCCCACCGUCUCCUGGCGCCCCGAGGGCAGCCAGAGCUGGGCGGAGUGGAGGGACUUCCUGUCGCAGCUCAACAACUACCUGGUUUGCUUCGAGAUCUGGAAGGUGCCCGAUGAGCACAAGCUGACCGAGCGCGUCAAGCACGGCCUCCUCGCGCUCUACAAGGCGGAGUCGCACCUGAAGCCUGGCGACAUCGACAUGACGAAAAUGAAGCAGGAUUUCCAUUCCCAGAAGCUGAAGCUCCGCAUGAAGCUGAAGCAGAUCGCGGGAGAGAGCGGCGUGCGGCUCUUCGACGACUUCCUCCGUGAGCAGGGCUUCAUCGUGACGGAGGAGGACCUGCAGGAGUACGUCCCGGAAAGCGAGGAGGAAAACGUCAAGGUGAACAAGGACGGGGUCUCGUCACUCCCCGGGCGCAUGACGAACGAGCAGCUUGCGCACGAGCUUCUCCUCGACCCAGGCUUCAAGCUCGACGCCCAAGGCGCGGGGUACGUGGAGAACGAGACCCUCUCCAACAUCCGGGAGGCUUUCAAGCAGUCCUUCUGGGCGAGCCUCGUCGACGACCUCAGGCUCUCCGUCCCCUGCUACGUCCGCGUGCUGAAAGUGGUGGGCGAGGUCAGGGACGGGAUCAUCGAUCUCGUGCCCAGCCGGGCUCGGGAGCUCAGGGAGAAGAUCGACAUCGCCUACUGGAAGGAGCAGAUCGACCAGGAGCUUAUUGACUGGCCCUCCUGCGUCGCGCUGAUCGACACGCUGCUCUCCAUCGAGAUCGAUAUGCAGCGCGGGGAGCUCAAGCAGGAGACUAUCAGGGAGAGGGUUCGUAUCAAGGAAGAGAUGGAGGGCGCCGCCACCGAGGACCAGCCCAGGAUCUUCUGUGUCUCACUGCAGUUUGCGCUCGAUCAGGUCAACAAGAUGAGGGUGGAAGCUGCCAACGACCGCCUCCGGAGCAUCGCCUUCGUCAUCCAGAACCACGGGGUGGAGUAUGAACGGGCGCACAUGGCAAGGAAGAUUAAGAAGAACCCCCUCUACCUCCGCAUCACGCCGAGCUGGAUCCGCAAGACGGUGGAGGCCGAGACGACCAGGAGCUUUGGUAUGCUUUCCAAGAUCCUGACGGGUGACAGCCAGGCGUACAAGGACAUCCACUCCCUGGCCGUGCUGCGCCUGGUUGCAUCGGACGAGCCUGUGCAGACGGACACCUGCCCGGAGACCUUGUCGCUCGACCUUGUGAGGCUGCAGCACCUCCACAACCAGUUCAACUUCGACAAGAUCGCGGCCUGCAUGCUGGCCAUGGCCUCGCAGCGCCUGCGGGCAAAGGGAGGCUCACCGGCGGUCGACGACGUCCUGCUCCGCAUCAAGGCUUCGAUUGACAGCUUCGACGCUUCAAGGCUGGGAAAGGACAGGGCCAGGGACGCGUUUGUUGCGGCUCUGGAGAACGACCUCACCCCGGUGGAUAAGGACACCAUCUCCUCGCGUCUUCCCGGGAACAAGGCCUACUCCGCCGAAUUCCUCAACGAUCUCCUGGAAGUCGCCCCUCUCGUCCUUAUUAACAUGCACAGGCCGAUCGAGGACCAAUGGCGGAACAUUGUUGUCGACCGCAACUUCAACCCCCCCACCUCCAAGUUCCUCCAGGAUGUGUUUGACAGGAUCCUCCGCAGCGGGAACUUGCUUGUGAAGGUGGUCGAGCUCAACCAGAAGGUUCACUUCGAUACCUACAACGAGAUGAUACGCUCGGAGGGCAAGAGGAUAUUUGAGCUCCGGGAUUAA
This is a messenger RNA of Guillardia theta CCMP2712, 2295 nucleotides long. RefSeq lists its product as hypothetical. The transcript has a single exon. The record is from RefSeq and is a predicted model, not a curated record. Bases 1 to 2295 code for a protein of 764 amino acids. NCBI's taxonomy places the organism in Eukaryota, Cryptophyceae, Pyrenomonadales, Geminigeraceae. Gene Ontology annotation, biological process: signal transduction.